GACGGCUGUUUCCUGUGGCCCAGGGCGCCUGCGCGGCUCCUCUCCGGUGGUGAAUGGCGGUUGCUCUCCCCUCCCCUUGUACUCCAUGUCUCUCUCUCUGGAGAUAAUCCCUUCACUUUAUUUUCUGGUCCGGUUGACGACCUUUUUGUUGUUGUUUUAAGGUAAUAACUUCCUUCCCCUUUGGCUGUGUGGACGCAGUGAGCGAGCUGUUAGUGUCCGGGCCGGGCCGGGCCGCUCCCCAGGUUUGACAAGAAGGACAUUUCAACCCAAACUAUGCCUUAAUAAAAGCCAAAUCUGCGAUUUACAGGGAGUGUGCUUGGUCAGACAUUAAGCACAUAGGGCAGAAGACGCUGUUUUUCACAUAACUGAUGAAAAGAUAUUGAUUCAUCUCGAAGUGUGUCUACUUGAUUUUUGCCUCACAUUAAGAUGAGCACAACACAAAGAAAGCGUAGGAUGAUACCCUCUCAGCAGGCCAGACGAGGGCGCCGCCGACACCGAUCACCAGAUGCAACGGAACAAGAACCAGUAGAGGUUGUAGAAAGUGGUGCAGAAGUAGUUGAUCUGACUUGUGAAUCCUCUGAACCUGUGGUGGUUGACUUAACCAAUAAUGAUUCUGUUGAGAUCGUGGAUGAAGGUCUCUCUUCAAAUCGUCAGACAGAGUCUUUGGAAGAACAGCCAGGAAGAACGCUAUCAGACAGUUGUAUUCUCUGCAGUGACGAUGAAGAUGUAGAACCAGAUGGAAGCACCUGUCUGUAUGUAACCGGUACAACAAAUGUACCUCAGGGAAAUCAAAUUCGUUCUUACCCAUGUAACAAAGACUUAAGAUCUGGUCAAAAUGUCGUUUACCAGAGAUCUUCCCCAGGAACUAUUAGUUGCCCCAUCUGUUUGGAUAAUUACACUGAGAUCGUUCAAAGUGGGAGGCUUAUUGUUUCUACAAAAUGUGGUCACGUGUUCUGCAGCCAAUGCAUCCGUGACUCUCUCAAAAAUGCACAGACGUGUCCGACCUGCAGAGUGAAAUUGAACUCAAGGCAGUGCCACCCGCUUUAUAUUUGACUACAAGCUUCUUCCAGACUUUUGUUUUUGAUGAAACGUCAAAUACUUUGGAAUCCAUUAGUUUCUUCAGCUUUACAAUGACUGGACAUCCUAUUGGAGACUGCUGUUGGCGUUUGCAGGGUGCCCACAUCAUGAGCUGCCAUCUGUCAAUAACUGGCCCAAGCCGAUCGAAUUGUCUUGUCCUAGCUGGAAGGGGAGGGAAAGCAAAACCAAGCACCAGCAUAUUCUAAACAUUUAAUUUUAUUGUGUGUUUGUGUGAAUCUUUUUAAUUUUACUCCCCUCUGUGACAGGAUUCACACCUUUGUGUUUAAAUGCCUUGUCCUGGGAUGUGCUCACAUCUGACCAUGCACUUUAAAAGUGUUCUUCCAUUUGUUGAGCAUUGGCGACAUAUAACCUGCUUUAGAAAUUUCUAAGGCAAACCUGUUGACAAGAUCUACUGCAAACCAUUAGCUCAUUUAAUGCUGAAGGCCAUCAUUUGAUGCAAUUCCUAUUUCAGUCCCUAGUAGAUGCCAGAUGGUACAUUUGUUGUGGCUCUGCGUGUAGAGUGGAUGUAGGUUGUAGAAAUCGGUUUGAUGUGUAGUGAAUUAACUACUAUGACCAACAAUAAUAAAAGAUUACUCAAGGAACAUGGCAGAGCUCUUGACUACUCUUCUCCGACUCAGGAAAUGUAUAUAUGCCUUACACGUGAACAAGGUUGAGAUGCAGAAUUUUAUGUUUUCCAAAGUCAGGAAGAGAUAUGCAUGGUUUCAGGUUUUCCUCUUGUGACAGGAAUGUCAAUUUUUUUAUAAAUAAUAAAAAAUCAUUUCGAUUUAACUGACAUCUAAAAUAUCACAUCUUGACCAAAGUUCCUAUACCUCAUUUUCUCCGCAAGGUUUCUCGUUUUCUGUGAAAUAACAGAUAUUUGACAUUUUAUUGUGAAAUGCAACUGUGUUGAAAUGGGAAAAAUCACUUGUAUACUUGUGUUUAAAUCUAGAAUUAUCUUUUAAAGAAGGAAAAAUAAAGUUCAAUUUGUUUAAAGAAUAUUACGAUAAAAGUAUUGUGAUUGACGACUCCCUCCCCUUUCCAUUUUUGGUUCUUAGUCUUUAUAGAGUGUGCUUUUAUAAUUUGUAUUAUUGUUAAAUGUUACACUGCUCAUGAUAUUCUGGAUCUCUUAACCUUUGAGCCAUUUGGAACGUUGAAUAUUACAAAGAGGGACACUGACUUGUGGCAAAAAAGUGAAAAAUAAAAACAUUUCAGUCUGGGACAUACCUUCGGCUGUAAAUCCUGCA
Molecule: messenger RNA, 2321 nt
Organism: Callorhinchus milii (elephant shark)
Lineage: Eukaryota; Metazoa; Chordata; Chondrichthyes; Chimaeriformes; Callorhinchidae
Gene: rnf4
Product: ring finger protein 4
Exons: 8
Coding region: 427-1053 (208 amino acids)
Biological process (GO): positive regulation of transcription by RNA polymerase II
Molecular function (GO): zinc ion binding; transcription factor binding
Source: RefSeq, a predicted model, not a curated record